AUGAUGACGUCUCAUCAAUUGUGUUCAUCAGGGAGUCAAACGACCCGUUUCAAGUGACUGUAACUCACAUCCCUCGCGCUCGUGGCGAAAUGUCUCCGCAGAACGUUCAAUCGAAGGGUUUGGCGGUAACCGCCUGGACAAUAUCCGAACAGGUGGACGAGGUACGAGGUAAACUUCAUCUCAAAGAGCGCGAUGCCAAAGCAUUCUACGAAAGUUCCGAAACCAAGAAGAUCGAAUUCGAACAACUGAUCGCGAAACUGCGAGGCGAAAACAAACUAAAGCGUAUAACUGUGUCUAAAAGCAUCAGUGGCGAUGGGAAGGUCAUACGGUCAGUGUUCCAGAACCGACGCAAAGAACUCCUUUCUAUGCAAAGAUAUACCGUGGCCGAAGCCAUAUGUACAAUGGACCUGAAAGUAUGCGAGGCGAGUAAACGAUUGAACGAUCUGCAGUACCAACGCAACCAGCGCGAGGUCCGUCUGAGUGAGUUACACGUCACAGCGAAACAGAUGAAGACGAUCACUAACACCGACUACAACAUAGACAGAGAGAAGGAGAUCCGUCGGCUACAGAAUGAGAUGGACAAGGCGCGAAUUAAAUACGAGGCGGCCCGCAACAUUUCACGCCGAUAUGAAGAGAUUAUGAUGCAUAUGCAAGAGGAGGUGCGGAAUUAUCCUGCCCGACUUGAUUUACUGGAGCAAAUUGUCGGGGACGCUUCUUCAGAACUCGGAGUACUACACCAUAUGAACGAGAAGGCCAUAAAAACGAGCGAAGAGUCCAGGAAGGACCUUCACGGGAUGGAACGAGAGAUGUACCAGGCCAAACGGGCACGUGAUAUGCAAUUGAAUGAAACGCGGAAAGAAGUAGAGAGACGGAAGGAAACAUCGGAGCGUGCAGAAAAACGGGCCAAAGUCAAUCUGAUUGCCGAUACGACAGACACGAAGGCCGCCCGGCUACAACAGGAGAAGGCUGAGCGCCAGGAAAAGAUCCUUGAGCUGGAGAUAGGUUUCGAGAAGAUAAAAAGCGCUAUCAAUGUAUCUGACAUCGAUGACGUGGUGACGCGCGUGCUGAACCAGGGAGAUACAACUCAGCGGAUCAAGGCACAAGAGAAAGAAAAACUGAAGAACAAAAAAGAACUUCUGCGCGAGCAAGAAAAACUUAACAAACUUUUCGAGGAAAUAAAGUUCACCAGUGAACGACAACUCGCAAGAGCCAGACAGAUUCUAGACGAUAUCCAAGACGACCUGGCUGAGAAGGAGAAGACUCGAGAGAAGACAAACAAGAGCCUACAGGUCAGCGACAGCCUGCUGCUGGACAUCCAGUCCGGUAUCGCCACACUGAACGAGAAGCUCAAAGAUGUCAAGCUAAAGCCACCAUUCCACAACUUUACAACUGGCGACCCGGUGAAAGAUCUGCUUAAUUGUUCCCGAAAGUUGGACAAGUUACAGACCGAACUCGCGUUUCAAGAAGGAAUGGUGCCUCGGGUUGAUCAAAACAAGCUUCACGAAUUCCUGGAGAGUCGUCUGCCACCAUCCAACAUCCGGAUAAAGGUCGAUAUGGAUGACGGAAGUGACGAAGACGACUUCCACUUUGACCAUGACCAGGAAAACGAGGGUCUGUUGUCUCGUGAUGAUAUCAAGAGGCUUGGACAAGAGAUGCUCAAUUCCAAACUCAGGCCAAAGAAAAAGCGGUCUAAAAAGCGCGCCAAUUAGAAAACUAGCAGACGAUGACAGGGGAAAGCUUUGUGUGGUUAUGUUGUUUUUGGAAAGCACUUGAUAUUUUUUCCCCAUUCAUUGUCGAAAAUAAUGAAAAGUUUCUAAACUAUGGUGGCUCGUUAGGGCCAAGUAUCAAAUAUCGCAUUCUUGCACUAUCUCGCGUUUUCGCAUUCUCGCCGUCGAGUUUUCGCAUUCUUGUGUUUUCGCUCUUUUUUUUCUCGCGUUUUCGCUCCCUCGCCGUCGCGUUUUCGACCUAAGGUCGAGAGUGCGAGAAUGCGAGAUUUGAUACUUGGCCCUAACGAGCCACCAUACUAAACAUUCUUCUUUAGUUUUUUUUUGUUCAUUCUUAAACUUAAAACUUGUCUUUAUCUAUUUUCUUUAUUUUUUUCGCUUGUUUGUUUGUUUUUAAAUUGUUUACGUGUUUAUUUUUUGUUAAUUUUUAAACUUAAAACGUGUUUCUUUCUUUUUCGUUUGUUUUAACUGUUUACGUGUUUAUUUUUUGUUUGUGUGUUUUAUAUGUUUCAUAUGUGGAGAGUUAGAAUAUCUAGUGGGUAAGGAAUGUUUCUGUGUGUCUUUACGCUCCAGCUAACCUCAAUCCUAUGCCGUUCAUGUAUAAUUCAAUUAAGAAAACUGAACACUUUAAGUGUCGGCAUCAGCGUUCGAACAGAGGUCUUUGUGCUUGUUUCCAAUAGAAUAACUUAAAUUCCCCUCCAUGGACCCAUCGAGAGUGCAAAAGUCAGUGCCAUUCAAUAUUUGUACAAAAAAGAAUAUGUUUCUGCAUAAAAGUUUUAGAUCAUCUGGGCCGAUUUAAAUGCAUAGUACUGCCUUGCCGAAAAAAAAAAUGUUUACCGGACACAAGUUAAAAUCGAAUUAAUCUUCUGCCGCAAGGGAUUUACUUACAAUGCCAAAGGUCAAAGGUACCAUUACUAAACCAUCAGAUGCUUGUGUAAUACAUGAAGUGCCGUUACCAUUCUAUGAAUUAACUGAUGUCUACCCGAAUAACAAAUAACGGUAUGGUUCACUAUACCACGGCGUAUAUAUCCUCUGUUCUGGCCUUUUCCUCUAUUUUAUUUCCAGACAUACUAUUAUUUUUUUGCGGAUCAAUUCUAAACCAUUAGUAUUUUAUCUAUGCUUGCAAACUGAUACCAAUUUUACCUCUCAUGUCGUCAAAUUUUGAUAUGAGUGUAAUGGACUUGGAAAUUGCGACAGUAACCUUGACCUCAUUUAAAUUCGGAAGUGG
Pecten maximus is the source of this 2952-nucleotide messenger RNA. Its product is annotated as coiled-coil domain-containing protein 151-like. The transcript has 14 exons. Gene Ontology annotation, cellular component: cilium. NCBI's taxonomy places the organism in Eukaryota, Metazoa, Mollusca, Bivalvia, Pectinida, Pectinidae. The record is from RefSeq and is a predicted model, not a curated record. The coding region runs from base 90 to 1709 and encodes 539 amino acids. Gene Ontology annotation, biological process: outer dynein arm assembly; cilium movement.